UCUCACCUUGUCUCUCCUCUUCUUCAAAAAAAUAAACCCCUCCAUUUUUCUUCCUCUUGCUAAGCUAAGUAUCUUUUUUCUUUUUCAAAACUGAAAGAGCUAAUAAUGAUGAAGAUUAAUGUGGCGAAGAAAAAAGCUUCAAAUCCAACAAUGGCGUUGAUUGGACUCACACUCUUCGUCUUGAUGAUUAUAGUGUUGGGGCAAAAUCAAUAUUUCUUCCUCGCAAGUUUUCAAUCUUUUAUUACCUCAACCCCUCAUACAAUCAGUCAUCAUAGUAACCAUGGAGGCACUUCAAAACAAAAAUCUUUGAGAGCACAGGAUCAACCCCUUGAACCAUUUUCUAGGGCACCCAAGUCAAUAAUCAGAUGCGACAGGUCUCAUUAUUUCUAUGAUAUUUGCUCAAUCAACGGGCCAACAAUUUUUGACCCAUUUGAGUCAACAUUCUAUGACAUGGAUUCAAUCAACAAGAAUGAGACAAACAUCAUAGUUGAAAAGAUCAAGCCCUACCCAAGAAAAUGGGAGAAUUUUACAAUGGGCCAAAUCAAAGAAUUCACUCUUACUACAGGCCCAUUAAGCCCACCAUGCUUGAUCCACCACAAAGCCCAAGCACUAGUGUUUAGUUUGGGUGGGUACACAGGAAAUUUUUUCCAUGAUAUCAAUGAUGGAUUCAUUCCCCUCUUCAUCACUGUUAAUUCUUUGUUUCCUAAUCAAGAUUUCAUCUUGGUAAUCUCCAAAUUGGAAGAUUGGUGGGUCCAAAAGUACAAGGAUUUAUUACAAAGCUUUAGCAACUACCCAAUCAUAAAUAUUGACAAGGAAAAUGUCACACAUUGUUUUCCUAGUGCAACCCUUGGCCUAAUGUCACACGGUUUCAUGAACAUAGACCCAAAAUUAACACCUAGCUCAAAAACCCUAAUAGAUUUUCAUAAAUUUCUAGCUACCACAUAUGGCACCGGUCAGUCUCAGCUUCAGCGUCAGUCUCGGCCUCGACUCGUCCUGGCAAGUCGCGGUGGCAGUGUCGGACGUCUGAUCUUGAACCAGGACGAAUUAAGAGUGGUCGCGGAACAAAUUGGUUUUGAGGUGAUUUUAUUAAAGCCAAGAAAAAACACAUCACUGCAUGAAUCAUUUGGAUUGAUACACUCAAGCCAUGCAAUGAUUGGAGUGCAUGGAGCAGCACUAACACAUGCACUAUUCCUACGUCCUAGUUCAAUAUUUAUACAAAUUAUUCCAAUUGGAGCUGAAGGAGUAUCAGAUCUUUGUUUUGGGAGAUUAGCAAGGGGCAUGAAGUUGGUUUAUGAGGAAUACAAAAUUGGAGUCGAAGAAAGCAGCUUAAUGGAGAAAUUUGGAAAAGAAAAUAGUUUAGUGCUAAAAAAUCCAAAGGCUCUUCAAAAAAAUGGUUGGUCUAAGGAAAUUAUGGAUAUUUACCUCAGAGAACAAAAUAUUAAGUUGGACUUAAAUCGCUUCAGAAUAUAUUUGGAGAAAGCAUUUAAAAAAGCACAAGUAUAUACGGCUAUCAAGGGUUAGUAAAUAGAGGGCGGGUAAAUUUUGUGUUAUACUGUAUAUAAUAUUUUAUGCUGGAUUGUAUAUUAUUGAAAUUAUCCCUACUUUUAUUUGGUUAUCA
Lycium ferocissimum is the source of this 1618-nucleotide messenger RNA. Its product is annotated as xylan glycosyltransferase MUCI21. Bases 106 to 1521 code for a protein of 471 amino acids. The record is from RefSeq and is a predicted model, not a curated record. Gene Ontology annotation, molecular function: glycosyltransferase activity. Lineage: Eukaryota; Viridiplantae; Streptophyta; Magnoliopsida; Solanales; Solanaceae. The transcript has 2 exons.